AUGACGGACCAAGAGUUCACUUCCAAGGGAAAUGGCUUACGUGAACGACAGCCGGUGUUCCGGCGAGAUCCCUUGCCGUUACAGCUCUGUGAGGACUCGGAGAUGAGGGCAACUGCAUUAUGCAUUGCUAUGUUUCUCUAUCUUGCUUGCCACGAGGAACUAGUUCGAACGCUUAAAUUCUCUGAGUUUUUGACGUUCUGGGGUGUUGGCAAGGGUUGA
Penicillium oxalicum is the source of this 219-nucleotide messenger RNA. RefSeq lists its product as uncharacterized. The transcript has 2 exons. The record is from RefSeq and is a predicted model, not a curated record. The coding region runs from base 1 to 219 and encodes 72 amino acids. Lineage: Eukaryota; Fungi; Ascomycota; Eurotiomycetes; Eurotiales; Aspergillaceae.